AUGUAUGCUUUUGUGCAUCAUAUGACCGGAGUUUUUCCUAGCAUAUUUGUACUUACAGGUACAGCAGAUAGGGUCUCGAUACGACCAAUGGAACCUGAAAUGCUUGGCCUUCCACUGCUGUUCUGGAGUCACGAAGAAGCAAGCUUGAUAAUACACAUAAAACCAGCACUUAUAAAAAUGCUCAUAGAAGAUAUAUUAUGGAAAUCAAAUCAGUUAUUAUCUGAUGAAUUGCAAGAUGGUGCUUCUACACGAAUCAUUCCCGAGCUCACUCUUAUUGUUAUUCAAUGCAGAAAUAAGAGACAGGGCCAGAUAAAUCACGGAGGAUGCCAAGCAAGUAAGGAAAAGGAAACGAGGCAGAGAAAUAUUAUCGCCACUCAGCGGGUCAGUGAGGAAUUGAAAAAUAUAAAUUCAAGCCCAAAUUUGACUACUGUGGGAAGUAUAGGAGGGAAGCUAGAAAGAGGAAGGCUUUUGGGAGCAUGA
Funneliformis mosseae is the source of this 480-nucleotide messenger RNA. NCBI's taxonomy places the organism in Eukaryota, Fungi, Glomeromycota, Glomeromycetes, Glomerales, Glomeraceae. The record is from the annotation of a GenBank genome assembly.